AUGGCCGGCCGUGAGUCCGAGAGCCAGGACCUCGCCGCAUCUUUGCAGGACAAUGAGGCCAACCCUGCGGAGGAGGAGCAGCUCGUGGACUCCAGGACGCCUGCUCGCGAGGCGCAGCUGGGGGCGCCGGAGUUCGCGCGGCGCUGGGCGCGGCGCGCGGCCGGCGUGGCGGCACUGGGUCUCAUGGUCUUCGCCGUGGCGCCCAAGCUGGGCCUGCCGGUGGGUGCCAAGUCCACGGAGUUCUUGGAAGGCGUUGGCGGGGAAGCCUGGCACACGCUCGAGUCAGAGCUGGAUGCGUCCAAAGAGCUGCCGACGGUCGGCCUCGCCCACAUCAGCCCGGCAGCCGGCCAGGUGCUGUGCGUGAUCGACGUGGCCCAAGCCGUGGCACGCGUGAUGCUGACGGGCACGUUCAUCAAGUUCUCCACGGUGGCCUGCGACUUUGACAGGAUCCAGGCUGUCAAGAAGCGCCCGGUGAGGAACGACGAGCGGGAGACGUGCGCCUCCGGCAUCUUCGGCAUCCUACUGUCGGUGGAGCUUGGCAUGGGUGUGAUCGCCUCCUCCAUCUCUACGUGCUCGGGCUCACUGAACGUCCCUGCGAAUUGCGCCGCGAACAUCGGCGCUUUCACAGGCGGCCUUUCUGUGCUGAUGCAGUCGACUCUCUCCGCCGACCUGAUCUGCAACAAAGGCGUCAAGGCCGGCAAGCUGACCCCAGAAGCCAAGAUCGACGCCGUGGUUUCUGCUGCUACGACAGGUAAGAUCACCAAGCAGAAGAAGCAGGUCUCGAAGAGUGUGUACCAGUAUCUCAAGAAGGCCGGCGUCGACGUGAGCACUCUGCCAGUGCCACCGGCGGUGGCGAACGAUGCCGUGUACGGUGCAGUUGCCAGGUGCGUGGCCCAGCUGGACUUGGGUGCCACCUUCGUCAUGAGGUUUGCCAUCAUCUUGGCGGACACCACCAUCCACUGCACCCCAGGAGUCGUGGAAACCGAGGGCCGCGUUUGCGCGGUGGACAUCACAGGCAUCCUCGCCGUGCUGAGCCUGUCCGUCCGCUUCUUCUCCCUGGCCAGCAACUCGUGCGUGAACAUCGUGGGCCGUGCGGACAAGGAUGCCAACUGCGUGGCCGCCUGCUCGGGCAUCACCGGCUCCACCAUGGCCAUGACCUCCUCGGGCAUGAACUUGGACGCUGCCUGCCGCAAGGCCUUUGGCAAGUGGGACCCGGACGCCUGGCCAAGCCAGCUGGGGCCUGUCAGCGCCUCCGGCCAGACCCACGGCGAGGAGCUCCAUGUCCCUGCCAGGGAUGGCAACACCAUCAUCGCAGAGCCGUGA
Messenger RNA from Symbiodinium natans, 1323 nucleotides. The record is from the annotation of a GenBank genome assembly. NCBI's taxonomy places the organism in Eukaryota, Dinophyceae, Suessiales, Symbiodiniaceae.